AUGCAGUACGUCCGAAGUAUCAGCGGUUCGGUGUCGAAGACAUGGAAUUCUAUCAAUCCAGCCACCUUGAGUGGGGCCAUUGAUGUCAUCGUCAUUGAGCAGGAAGAUGGAACACUCGCCUGUUCACCGUUCCAUGUUCGAUUCGGCAAGUUCUCUUUGCUUCGUCCAUAUGAGAAGAAGGUGGAAUUUCAAGUCAAUGGAGUCAAGCAGGACUAUGCAAUGAAGCUCGGGGAGGGCGGAGAGGCCUUUUUCGUCUUUGAAACAUCAGACGAGAUCCCCGCUUCACUGCAGACGUCACCGCUAGUAUCGCCGGCGGCCAGUCCGAGAACGCGGAGCGAGGAAGAUCUUCCGUCUUCUCUUCAAGAACCGGAGUUUCUGGACCUCGAAAAGUCCUCUGCCACUACUCAUUCGCAGGAUGCGAAAGCAGGCUCGAACAUACCUCUGUUUUCGAGGGGGGCGAGGGCAUCUAGUGAUUUGGGUGCCAUGACUCCUCUGUCACAGUCCCCGGAUGAGACCAGCGUCAGCCGACUCCGCCGCGGCUCCUUGGGCAACGCACUAGGCUUUGACCGGGCAGCGUCUGAGCCUGUAAUAACGGCGAAGAAAAGUACCGGCACUUCCAGUGAGGGUGAUUUUGCAGUUGGAUCGCAGCCUCCCAGUCCCACAAUCAGCGACACUGAGCGUCCUCGGAGUCCUCCUUUACUGACGCCUCAGGAAGCCGUUUCGCGUGCACUUUCUCUUUCAAAGAAACUGUCGUCAUCCAACAUUCCAACUCGGGUCAAUGAGACUGGCGAUCUCAUGCUCGACAUGACCGGUUACAAAAGCAACGAGGAGGACGCUCUACGUGCCGAACUCAUUGCCCGUAAGAUAUUGGCGGAGGAACUGGAGGGAAGCUACGACAUUGGAGGCCUCAUCGGAGCGGACGAGCAUGGAAACUUGUGGAUCUACAGUAGCGAGGAGGCAAAGGAGGCUGCCAACCGCCGGGCGACUUUUAAUUCGAUGCGACCGCACUCGGCCAUGAGUGAAAACGCCAUCUCUGACCCUGGGUACCACAGCGACACUGAUCACCCUAUGUCCGAGUCGCCGUAUCCGACUCGGCAUCAACGUGCGAAAUCCGAUGUGCAGCCAGGCUUCCCUACCCCUCCGCAGUCACCUACUCAAGACUCGACUCCAGCAGAGCCAACCCGGAAUUAUGCCAAGACUCUUCGCCUGACGAGUGACCAGCUCAAGGCACUGAAUCUGAAGCCCGGUGCCAAUCCAAUGUCGUUCAGUGUGAACAGAGCUACCUGUACUGCGACUAUGUACCUCUGGAAUAGCACCACGCCCAUUGUCAUUUCCGAUAUCGAUGGGACGAUCACCAAGUCCGAUGCUUUAGGGCAUGUGUUGAACAUGAUCGGUCGCGAUUGGACUCAUGCUGGUGUGGCAAAGCUCUACACCGACAUAGUCAACAACGGCUACAAUAUCAUGUAUCUCACAAGUCGAUCUGUGGGUCAGGCGGAUACCACCCGUACCUACAUUUACGGAGUCUGCCAAGAUGGCUACAGGUUACCCAAGGGUCCUGUCAUUAUGAGCCCUGACCGGACGAUUGCGGCGCUCAGGCGGGAAAUCUACCUGAGGAAACCGGAGGUGUUCAAGAUGGCUUGCUUGCGGGACAUUUUGGGUCUUUUCAACGGAAAAGAGAAUCCAUUCUACGCUGGCUUCGGCAACCGUCUGACAGACGCGCUGAGUUACCGGUCGGUCAACAUUCCGUCGAGCAGGAUCUUCACCAUCAACUCGAACGCGGAGGUAUCCUUAGAUCUUCUCAGCCUGAAUAAGUACAAGAGCAGUUACGUGACCAUGCAGGAACUGCUAGAUCAUUUCUUCCCACCUGUCAGCCUGCUGGUCCAACCUGGGGGUGAAAAUUGUACUGAUUUCACCUACUGGAGGGAGGCUCCUCAGGAUGUUGAGAUAUUCUCGGAUACGGACAGUGAUGAAGAAGACGAAGAGGACGAAGACGAGCUAGACGAGGAGAUAGAAGAUGAGGAAGAGGAGGAGUAUGAGGGCGAUUUGACCGAAGAAGAUGGCAGUGAAAUUGAUGAGGAGGUUGACGAACUCGGGGAGAGUUACAUCUCACAGGAGUCGAUGGAUGGACUUCGGUUGUCUGACUCCAUCGCCUCUUUGGCCGCAGACGGUUCAACCCAGGUCGAGGAAGAUGAAGAUGAAAAUGCGGAGGAUAUGGCCGCUGAGACCAAGCUGCCGAAUUCGAGGCUUUCCCCAACGUCUGAACCCGUUCGGUCUGCUUGA
Messenger RNA from Aspergillus viridinutans, 2280 nucleotides. RefSeq names its product putative lipin Smp2. The transcript is spliced from 5 exons. The record is from RefSeq and is a predicted model, not a curated record. NCBI's taxonomy places the organism in Eukaryota, Fungi, Ascomycota, Eurotiomycetes, Eurotiales, Aspergillaceae. The coding region runs from base 1 to 2280 and encodes 759 amino acids. Gene Ontology annotation, molecular function: phosphatidate phosphatase activity. Gene Ontology annotation, biological process: triglyceride biosynthetic process; fatty acid catabolic process. Gene Ontology annotation, cellular component: nucleus.